Molecule: messenger RNA, 1309 nt
Organism: Penaeus indicus
Lineage: Eukaryota; Metazoa; Arthropoda; Malacostraca; Decapoda; Penaeidae
Product: glutathione S-transferase kappa 1-like
Exons: 5
Coding region: 46-765 (239 amino acids)
Biological process (GO): glutathione metabolic process
Cellular component (GO): mitochondrion; peroxisome
Molecular function (GO): glutathione transferase activity; glutathione peroxidase activity
Source: RefSeq, a predicted model, not a curated record
CUCCCAUUCAUCCGCAAAUCCCGUUUUCUAUGAGGACACAGAAUCAUGGAGAUCGUCGCCAGGAGACUGAUGGCUACUGCUACCUCUGGCAUGGGAAAGAAGAAAAUAGACCUCUUUUAUGAUGUGCUGUCUCCUUAUACUUGGUUCGCGUUUGAGACCCUCAUGCGGUACAAGAACCACUGGAAUAUAGAAGUGACACUAAAGCCAAUGUUGCUUGCAGGUGUGAACCAAGCAACUGGCAACAAACCACCAGGACUUGUGCCUAAUAAAGCUAUGUACAUGAACAGUGACCUUGCCAGAUGUGCUACCUACUUUAACGUGCCUUUUAAAAUGCCUGAGGACCCAUUUGACAUGAUAUUGGUAAAGGGUUCCCUUAUACCCAACCGGUUCCUCACUGCCAUAGACAUGUUGUAUCCUGAACACCUUGAGGCUGCAACUCGAGCUUUGUGGAUGUCAGGAUGGAGCAGGGGUGAAGACUUCACUCAACCUGCCAUCCUAGCCAAGGCAGGUCAAACUGCAGGCCUUUCAAAUGACCAACUUUUGAAGAUACAAGAGCACAUGACCCAGCAAGCUACCAAAGAUCGUCUACGUGCUUAUACUGACCAAGCUGUUCAGUAUGGGGCUUUUGGGUCUCCAACAAUUAUAUAUCACAAGAAUGGGUCUCCUCAGCUGUUUUUUGGUUCUGAUAGGUUCCCAAUUUUGGCUCAAGAAAUUGGUGAGCAGUGGCGUGGGCCUCAACCUGAUUCUGUAGAUGCUAAAUUGUAGUUAAAUUUCCUAUAUUAAUCUGAAUGGGUAAAUUUGUUGUAUUAUCCUUAAUUCCCAUAUAUCAGGAACAUUUUAGAAUUUGGCAUCUUUGUAAACUGGAAUUGUAUAUAGAUAUAUAUUUAAAAUUUUAUGCAAAGAUUGUCUUAAACAUUACAUGUAAUAAUAUUGUCUUACUGUGAUGUUAGCAGGUAUGGUCCUUUCCUAUAAUAUUACAAUGUAAGAUACCUACUGAGGUAGAAAAAAAAAAUAUGAUGAUUAUAUUCAGCUCACUAAUUGAAGUAAAAUAUAACUAAUAGAGUCAAUAAUAAGGAGUCUAAAUAUGUGUAUUACAUACUUAAAUUGAAUUUUUUUUCAUGGUUUCAAGGGUGUGUUUCUCAGUUUUGAGUUGAAAAAAUAUAUUUAUAACUACAUUAUAUCACUUCAGGUCUUUUAUAGUGAUUUUGAUUAAGAUAAUCACUGUCAGUAAUGUGGUGCUACUUUGAUAGCUGCUUAGAUAUUACUGGUGAAAAUAUGCAAUAUAUAUAUAUAUAUAUAUAUAUAUAUA